Messenger RNA from Anguilla anguilla (European eel), 4960 nucleotides. Its product is annotated as Kv channel-interacting protein 4-like. The record is from RefSeq and is a predicted model, not a curated record. Gene Ontology annotation, molecular function: potassium channel regulator activity; calcium ion binding. NCBI's taxonomy places the organism in Eukaryota, Metazoa, Chordata, Actinopteri, Anguilliformes, Anguillidae. Bases 925 to 2223 code for a protein of 432 amino acids. The transcript is spliced from 11 exons. Gene Ontology annotation, biological process: regulation of potassium ion transmembrane transport. Gene Ontology annotation, cellular component: voltage-gated potassium channel complex.
CAGUAGAAAUAGGUAUAGUAUAUGUCAUAUAGGCAAGUUUUACUUUCAUUAGGCUACUGGACUGUGCAAUGUGUUGCCAAUUUAGUGUUUAGUGUACUCAUAAUUUUUAAAAAAGAAGGCUUGAUGCACCAGACAUUAUUGGUAAUCAUGCUUUCUGCCCUAAAAAUGUACUGCACUAAAACGUUUUGGAUGGGAGGCAAUGAAAUUCAAGUUGCAGUAUCCUAUUUUCAAUUGCUUUAAGAAAACACUAUCACACCUGCGUUUGGGUUCCACCCUUGAUUAUUUGGAAAGCUAUCUGAGCUAAAGCAUAGCUAUUUUUAACAGGAGUAGCAGGGCAUAUUUUAAAUGGUCCCUUUUCACCACUCUAUCCUGUGGUGGGGGAGAAAAAUACCCCUGAAGUACCCCAAGGAGACUACGGUUGCCAUGUCUUGAAAUGAAAAGAGCACCGUUAAUCUGACAGUGAAUUUAUCCGUGCAUCUUGCAAUGAUCUGAACCGGAGGUAGGGGGGGUGAUCUAAUUGAGGAAUGUCAUCUCUACGGGAAUUCGCCUGCCUGAGCCAGUCAUUGAGAUGAAUGGAAGGGGAGGCGCACUCAUUGGCUUGCAUCAGUGAUCCGGGAGGCUGCUGCUCGCUGAUGAUGUAGAGGCAUCCCCCCACGGUGAGGCGGAGGUGGCUGGUUUCUACCGCUGUCGCCUUCAGCAGUCUCGAAUCCCAGUGAAGGACAAGCGCGCAAUAUCUCGCAGCUCUCCUUACGCUCUGGCGCGGGUUUCCUGGACUACCAACUAUCUCGCGCGCAGCUUCAAGCUCUGUUGAUCCGGCCAACAAGUAACGGCGCUCGUGUGAGAGCCCCGGGGAUUUCACGUUUCGCCGGAGCAAACAAGGUAGGGCGGUCGAACCCAAACUGACAGGUGCUCAGGUUCAGUCAGAUGGCUCUCUCAACGCCGGUUAAGAGGACUCGGAAAUGGAGGGAGGACUUGCAACAGUUUCGGAGGAGCCACGGCCUCUCCAAGAAAGCUCUGCUCAGCUGCUGCCUGGUGAACCGCAUCGUAGCCUGGGCGUCGCCCAGCACUAAAGUGGGUGGAACAGGCUCCGCCUCCAAGACAAUGGGUCUGCGAGGUUGCAGCGUCCACAGAUGGUGCUGCGCGCGUCGGGGUAGGACCUCCCCGAGCACCAGAGAAAAGCGGAGGGGGAAACUCCGAGAGAGAGAGGGAGAAAAAGGGAUAGAGAGAGAGAGACGGAGAAGGGAGAGGGAGAGAGCCGCUGCUUCGUGCUGGGAGAACGAGGUUAAAGCUGCGUCUCCCCAAAGCGCCGAUGACCUCGCUGCUCCGGCUCCACGUGCUGCGGCCGGCAGUCUCCCGCCACCGCGCGUGACAUCACCGCCGUCCCGCCGUCCCGCGGUCCCGCGGAGGGCUGAGCGCAGGACCCCCGCUCUCUCCCGAAAGUGGAGCUCAACUUCUCUCUCAGAGAGACUUCUUCUCUUCUUUUUUUAUUUUUACUUUUUUUAUCCUGAGGGGAUUAAACGACCCCCCACGCCACCCUUUCUCAAGAUGAGCAGCUGCAGGAGGAGGUGCAAGAGGGAGAUUCUCAAAUUCGCCCAGUACCUCUUCAGGUUGGUCACGGGCACCCUCAACACAGACAGCGUGGAGGAUGAGCUGGAGCUGUCCACGGUCCGCCACCGUCCCGAGGCCCUGGAGCAGCUGGAGGCCCAGACCAGGUUCUCCAGGAAGGAGCUGCAGAUCCUCUACAGAGGCUUCAAAAACGAAUGCCCGAGUGGGGUCGUGAACGAGGACACCUUUAAAGACAUAUAUUCACAGUUCUUCCCACAGGGAGAUGCAUCGACGUAUGCACAUUUUCUGUUCAAUGCAUUCGACACAGACCACAACGGAUCUGUGAGUUUUGAGGACUUUGUCAUGGGUCUCUCGAUUCUGCUACGAGGUUCAGUCCAAGAAAAACUCAACUGGGCGUUUAAUUUGUAUGAUAUUAAUAAAGAUGGAUAUAUAACUAAAGAGGAAAUGCUAGACAUAAUGAAGGCUAUUUAUGAUAUGAUGGGGAAAUGCACAUACCCAAUACUGAAAGAGGAGGCACCCAGACAGCACGUGGAAAUCUUCUUUCAGAAAAUGGACAAAAACAGGGAUGGAGUGGUGACCAUAGAUGAGUUCAUCGACUGCUGCCAAAACGAUGAAAAUAUAAUGAGGUCGUUGCAGCUCUUUGAAAACGUAAUUUAACUUGAGACCGGCUCAGAACUACUCUGGCACCCCCCCCCCCCCCCCCCCCCCUUUGUCUCCAUCAAUUUCUUAUCAGAACGUUCAAAUUCAUACUGCAUAAAUGACGUCAUCAGCGACGCGUUGGGAAGGAUAUGUCUGUGUAUUAUGCAAAAUAAGCUUGUCUGACCGCUAUGAUCCCAUUCGAUUGUUGUUCUUCUUUUAUGUUUUCUUUAAAAAAAUAAAUAAAUUCAAGAAACCGUAGGCUCCUUUUUAGUUUAGACCUCAUGCCUUUUUAUGUUAAAAGAUAUGAACGAUUCUAGAACUUUUAAUGUAUGAAAGCACUGUCUAUUCCAGCAUUUACACCUGUACUGUUGAGUUUCAGUUUGAUCAACCUACGCUCUUUGUCUCCUUAACCGUGUGUAUAGUUUUGUAUUAAUUGCUGUUAGAAUCUCCAGUCAGGACAAGAUCUGUUUCCAGCAUGCACCAAACAAUUUUUUGUGAUUAAAUUUUAGUUUUUGGAGUAUCGCUCAUGCCCGUAGUCUGUGAACUUCGAUAAAGACCAUGCACAUGCGACUCGUAACUCGGUGUACUGACAUUCCCGUUAGAAUCUUGAACAUUCACUUCCUGGUUUUUGGAGUGCCCCGCUUCCAGACAAUAGCGAUGUCGGAAAUGACUGGGCCUACGUCAGCGAUUUGACGGGAUGGUGUGGUCACUAACAACUGGCAGGCAGAGACUGGAGUGUGUUUGAAAGCCCGUGCAGGUAUACCUGUCCCAAGCACUGGAAAUGCCUUCAGGCCAGUACAUUUUCAAUUUCAUUUUCAUUUUUAAAAAGUCUCUAGUCUAAUUAAUUUUUAUGGUAAUGUGACAGAUUUUCUUCAGCUUAUGAUGUAUAUUUAGUUUCAAAUUUCAAGACUAAUGUGCUUCCCUCUGCCUGAAGCAAGUACCUGUUUCCGUCAGAUACAUUACCUAGUUAUUCUCCUACCUGGAAUUAAAAUCUACAUUCCCAGAUUUUUUAAGAAAUGUAAACACUUGGACUGAACUGAAUUUUGUAGUAACUGUAUAAAGUUUUUCGUCAACAUCUUCAAGACUUCACAACUUCAAAAAUAAGUUGUAUAUGAAAGAAAGAUUUCUGUGUCUGCUAACAGAGGAGAAGUAGAACACCCUCGGAGACGUCUCAUCCAGAGUUUUGGUUGAUCAAAUUGAAGCCUCUUGGCUUAUUCAGUCUGGAGCAGGUGCUUAGCUCUGUGUGCUUAUGGAAGCCUCAUGUGUGACUGAGGUCUGUGGACGUGUGAAACGAGGACUCCUUUUACAGUGACCGUUUCUCCUCGUGAGCUCUGUUUCUGCUGUGAUAUUUGUGUUUGCUCGCCGAGCGUCCGCUUUCUGUUUUGCAAUACAACCGAAUCACAAGCACAAAUGAACGUGAACUAGCUGUUGAAAGGUGAAUGUGUGGCAACAUGAAUCAUUUAGUGUAAUGACCUUAAUUUAUUUGCUUAGUAGAUGGCAUUGUCAUGGGCCACUUUUGAGCUUACAUUGCAUAUUUCCUAUUUUUUCCCCCCUAUGGACUGUUUAUUCUGCACAGUAAGAACUUUAUAUAAAGUACUGCACCUCGCUCAAGUAGUGCUAUAUCGAGGAUUUGAACCCAUAUCCCCCUGUCUGCAAGUUCGGUUCCCCUGGCAUUAAACCUCCCCUCUGCCUGAAUACACACAGAACCUCCUUCAGGUUUAAUUUGAUUUUGUGUACUGCUAUAAAUUAUUUCUUAAUCCCAUGUUAAAAUCUCUGAAAUGUCUUUGCUCAAGUGUGACUUCCAAAACCCUGAACAGCUACUCAUUUCAACACAGGAAAUGAAAAAGAAAUGAAUUGCUGACACUGUAUAAUUCUAAGAAAUGUAUAUAACAUUAUAUAAAUGACUUGAACCUCAUAAUGAAUUUCCAACCAGAAUGUAAAUUAUCCCCUAUUUGAUUUCCAUCGUCAUGUUGGAUAAUAGAUGUACCAGUAGAAGCACACAGGUAGUUUAAUUUACCUCAAGUAUGCAAUGAAUGAAAUGAUACUCUACCAUGUAGAAUGAGGCUGGUUUGUUAACUUUACAUGUGUAUAUUUCCUGUAUAUGAUAAUUUGUCUUUUCACAAUAUUUAUGGGUUAUUUUUAAGUUCCGAUGACAUUGUGUUCACAGAAUCUUGUAAAAGCAGAACUUUUUUUUUUUUUUUUAAGGAUACUCAUUGUAAAACAGGUGAUACAGUAGGCUACAUGUAAAGAGCAUAUAUUUUAACGAGAAGAGAUCUUUGGCUUGUGGAGUGUUAUUUAAGUACCACUCUGAUUUAGGCUAUUAUAAAGUCAAUGGAAACACUACUUGUUUGAGGGGCAGAAAGUGAAAUGGUGGCAAGUAUUCCAGUUCAUUCCAUGCACAAGGAUUGAUUUCCUUAUUCGCAGUGGAUUUGCACUAAGCUCAUUCGUUCUGUGUCUGGCACGCGCCCCGCGUACAUAUCCCAGCCAAUCAGGGCCCAGAUUCUCAUUUGCAUCAUGAUUGAUUAGCCACUGCUGUCUCUGAUUAGGGCAUUGAUCUGUUCUGGGAAAUCAGACUGAAAGGAAAAUAAUUGGCAGGGCCGAGAUCCGCCCGGCAGCGGUGCAUGCUGGGUAACGGAUUCACACCCUCACAUCACCUUUCCUGCCCUGCAGCUUCAGGAAGUCACUAAAAAGCUUUAUUCAGGUUCUGACCAUCAGCGCUGUUGGUAAGAGAAGCAUUUGUCCGGGGGAAAUUAAC